AUGGUAGGGGCGCAGGCUCGUGGCCCGAGCGUUCUUAUCUCGCUUGCCCUGGGUAGAGAGGUGGUGUUGGAACAGCCUAGAGUUUCUCUGGGACGGUUUGCGCAAGCCAUUGACAGCGGGAAAAAACCAAAGCUGCAAGUGAAGAAAAAAAAGCUUCUGGCCACCAAUGCAGGCUGGCGUCGCUCUCGCCGGGAGCCAGAUUGGGCGAGAGAGAGAGGGGGGGCCAGGCGGCAGAGGCAGAGUCCAGAUCAGUCUGGUGGUGAGGGAUUGGGGCCACACAGGGGAUAUUGGGGCGACGAUGAUGAUGAAGAAGAAGAAGACGAAGAAGAAGAAGAAGAAGAAGAAGAAGAAGAAGAAGAAUUUGGUUGA
This is a messenger RNA of Exserohilum turcica Et28A, 369 nucleotides long. RefSeq lists its product as uncharacterized. The record is from RefSeq and is a predicted model, not a curated record. Lineage: Eukaryota; Fungi; Ascomycota; Dothideomycetes; Pleosporales; Pleosporaceae. The transcript has a single exon. The coding region runs from base 1 to 369 and encodes 122 amino acids.